AUGACGACCACCACACUUCUUACCGAGCAGACGCCCAUCAGUGGAGCCAAUGGCAAUCUUCUGGACUGGGCCACCCUCAGUCCAACCGCUCUCUCCCUGCCCACAGCGGAUUCUUCCUCUUAUGACCCUGCUCUUCUGAGCGACGAGGGUCUCCAGAUCCUCGAUCCCGCUUUUCUUUCAAAACGCACAGACACCAGCAUGAAUAAUAUUAAUGACAAGAAUAACAACCUGGAAUCCACCUACGAUCAACUUCCGGAGCUAAAGCCAGCUUCCGCCAAUGAGAUUGAGAUUACUCCAAACAUCUACUCCGCCCGACCCUCGCGCUCGUCCAUCGCCAGCCUUUCAUCCACAACUUCUACUUCCACUUCCACUUCCGCUGCCACAGGAUCAGAAACCACUUCUCCCAGAAAAGCUGCCAAAUCCAGCAAACGCAACUCAAAAUCAAAGGUAUUCGACAAGAACGACCCCCGUCGCGAGAGAUAUCUCGAGCGCAACCGGCGCGCAGCCAGCAAAUGCCGCCGCCAGAAGAAAGAGCGCAACCAACAACUGGAGAACCUCUAUCGCAAACAGUCAGCAGAGCAAGAGCGCCUUCUCUCGGAACGCGACCGUAUGCGCUCGGAACUCCUCUCUCUGAAAGAUGAACUGCUGAAACACGCGCAAUGCGAAGACCCACCGCUCAAAUUCUACAUUGCUCAAAUGGUCGAGGAGGCCGGUGCGGCUGUAGCGCCAGCCCGAUCAAUGAGUACCUACUCUCCUGUGUGCCCUCAGCAGCAGGCGCAGCCCCUUCUAUUCAAUGGCAAUGAUGCCUUGCAACAACAGUCCCCGACAAUGAAGACAUCUAUCGCUUCAGACGCACCGUGGACCACGUCGGGUGCUGACUUUGUGGAUUUUGUUCAAUUGUGA
Messenger RNA from Aspergillus thermomutatus, 903 nucleotides. It is a transcript of the gene atfC, whose product is annotated as bZIP transcription factor atfC. Bases 1 to 903 code for a protein of 300 amino acids. The record is from RefSeq and is a predicted model, not a curated record. The transcript has a single exon. Gene Ontology annotation, molecular function: RNA polymerase II cis-regulatory region sequence-specific DNA binding; DNA-binding transcription factor activity, RNA polymerase II-specific. Gene Ontology annotation, biological process: regulation of transcription by RNA polymerase II. NCBI's taxonomy places the organism in Eukaryota, Fungi, Ascomycota, Eurotiomycetes, Eurotiales, Aspergillaceae.